AGGACCAAUAGUCACUAAUCGCUCAUCGAGCGGUUUUCAUUGGGCGGAGCCACAUGCCCACAUGUUAAGAGAAAAAGAGAGAAAGAAAGAUGGAGAGAGACUAAACGAAAACAAGAAAUGUAACCUCAAUGUAUUCGGUAUAUUUCAAACGUAUCUAUAUUCGAAUAAUUAUGAUAUAUACAUUCGAAAAGUAAUUUGUAUAAUUAAAACCGAAACAUCUUAAAAGUUUUCUCUAAAAUUAUGAUGUCCGUUCCACUUUUGACCAUCUCUCGGUUAUUGACAGCCGCUACUCGGUCAAAACGGCGUGUUGUUGUCACCGGCAUAGGAGUUGUAUGUCCUUUAGGAGUUGGAACGCGAAAUGCCUGGGAAGCUCUCAUUAAUUCCAAAUGCGGAAUCAUAAAACUGUCUGAACCUGAUUACGAGAAGCUACCUUGUAAAGUAGCUGCACUGGUUCCAAAAGGAAAUGCUUUUCAUCAGCUCAACAUUGACACCCACUUUACAAAGAGUGAGUUACGCACAAUGUGUCCUGCCACGGCAUACGCGAUGAUAGCUUCGGAGGAAGCACUCACAGAUGCAAAGUGGAAACCAGACAAUGAAAAUGAUAAACGUGACACUGGAGUUUCAAUAGGAAUUGGCAUGAUAGACCUGGUAGAUGUAUGCAUGACUUACGAAGCUUUAAAGAAGGGCUAUAGCAAAGUCAGCCCAUUCUUUAUACCCAGAAUAUUACCGAACAUGGCUGCUGGACAGAUCAGUAUCAAGUAUGGCUUCCGUGGACCAAAUCACUCUGUGUCAACCGCUUGUGCGACAGGCGCGCAUGCUAUUGGUGAUGCAUUCCGUUUUAUCCGCGGCGGUGAGACCAGCGUGAUGGUAUGCGGUGGUGCGGAGGCGUGCAUCAGUCCGUUGGCAAUAGCUGCGUUCUGUCGGCUGCGAGCGUUGAGCACUUCGAAAAACGAUUCUCCGCGAGAAGCGUCAAGACCGUUUGAUAAAGAUCGCGACGGUUUCGUCAUGGGCGAGGGCGCCGCGAUACUCGUGUUGGAGGAGCUGAAUCACGCUUUAGCCCGAAACGUGCCCAUCUACGCGGAAGUGCUGGGAUAUGGGCUAUCCGGCGACGCAUCACACAUUACAGCGCCCAGCGAAGACGGUAUCGGUGCAUUGUUGGCGAUGGAUAGAACGGUAAAGGAUGCCGGCAUCGAGAGUUCGGAGGUGACGUUUGUAAAUGCGCAUGCCACGUCCACACCGUUGGGCGACGGAAUCGAGCUGAAAGCGAUAGAGUCAUUGAUGGGCGAGCAUAGUAGAAAUGUGACGGUGACGAGCACCAAAGGAGCUCAUGGUCACUUGUUGGGAGCCGCCGGCAAUCUGGAGGCUGUUUUUACGAUCUUGGCGAUCAAGGAGGGCAUCAUACCGCCUACAUUGAAUUUGCACAACCUGGACAUGGAGACGCGCCUAAGGUUCGCAGCUCACACGAAAACAAAGUGGUAUUCUACCACACGUCGAACCGCUCUGAAGAACGCGUUCGGUUUCGGUGGGACGAAUGCAUGCUUAUGCUUCACGCAAUAUGUCGAUUGAACAGAUUCAAUUAUGAUUGCAUCUGGCGUAACCUUAUUACGUGGUGUCUUAUAGUGGUGUAAUAGUAACGAUUAGCAAUUUCCUAAAGUGGAUUCUAAGAGUGAGAAUAUUAAGACAAUAAUGGGAGCAUAAUAAGGAAUCACUACUGGCUGUAAGGUUUGUUAUGUGAUAUGUACAUACAACUGAACACAAAGAAGCAGAGAUUUGAUGGUGAAUGGAAUUUCACACACAAUGCAUCUAUUGCAACAGCAGCUAAUACUUUACACACAGUCUCCUCUUCUCUCAACCGUCGAUGGACUUUAUGUAAACGUUCCGCCAUACAUAUGCCUAAACAUAUUAUUACACUAACGUAGAUGUUAUAAAUCUGUACCUUCCCAUGAGUUCUGGCUGUGCGCGACCGAUAAUGGUACCGAUGUAAUUCGUCAUGGUUGGUAAGUGAAUGUGAUGAUCGGCUA
Messenger RNA from Harpegnathos saltator (Jerdon's jumping ant), 2021 nucleotides. RefSeq names its product 3-oxoacyl-[acyl-carrier-protein] synthase, mitochondrial. Lineage: Eukaryota; Metazoa; Arthropoda; Insecta; Hymenoptera; Formicidae. Gene Ontology annotation, biological process: fatty acid biosynthetic process. The record is from RefSeq and is a predicted model, not a curated record. Gene Ontology annotation, molecular function: 3-oxoacyl-[acyl-carrier-protein] synthase activity. Gene Ontology annotation, cellular component: mitochondrion. The coding region runs from base 241 to 1566 and encodes 441 amino acids. The transcript is spliced from 5 exons.